Molecule: messenger RNA, 1083 nt
Organism: Saprolegnia parasitica CBS 223.65
Lineage: Eukaryota; Oomycota; Saprolegniomycetes; Saprolegniales; Saprolegniaceae
Exons: 2
Coding region: 31-1005 (324 amino acids)
Biological process (GO): barbed-end actin filament capping; actin filament depolymerization
Cellular component (GO): cytoplasm; actin filament
Molecular function (GO): actin filament binding; actin monomer binding
Source: RefSeq, a predicted model, not a curated record
UUUUCGGCAAAGUCACAAGACGACGAGGGGAUGAACAGCCAGAUCCUUCGCGUUGGCGACGCGCUCACAGCGCUCUUCCAGCAGGCGCAGGACGGCAACAGCACGCGCUGCUUGGACGUCAAGGUCGAGAACGAGACGCUCGUGUGCGCGCAUGCCUUUCCCGUCGACGGGCCGCCCGAGGCCCAGUGGGCGGCGAUCCAAGCGGGCACGACGGCGCCGAGCCUGCUCCUCUUCCACAUUGCGAGCUCCAACGGCCCGUGGAAGUGGAUUCUGGUCGCGCACGUGGCCGACACGCUGCCGGCGCGGGAGAAGAUGCUCUACGCCUCGGCGCGCGACUGCCUCAAGCAGCAGCUCGGGCUCUCCUACUUUGUCGGCGACGUGCACACGACCGACCUCGCGUCCUUUAGCUUUCACGACGUGCUCUCGACCAUGCACAACAACACGGGGCCGCUCAGUGAGAAGGAAGUCUUGCUCAAGGAAGAGGCGCGCCUCGAGCGCGACCUCUCAGUGAAGGCGAGCGCGAUGUCGGUCAUGCCGUUCGGCCUCACGCCCGGCUGCGCCGCUGCGCUCGACACGUUUGCGAUCGCGACGUCCCCGGCCUUUCUGAGUUUGCACCUCGAGAACGAAGCGCUUGUCGUGGCCAAAGCGCUUCCGAACGUCCACGACAGUCUCCUCAGCAGCGAGAUCACCAAGCACGCACCGAGCUACGUGCUGUACCGAUUCCCGUCGGCCGGCGCGACGGUCGUCGUCUUCUUGUACGUGUGCCCCGACGACGCGCCGGUGCGGGCCAAGAUGACGUACUCGACAGCCAAAGCGUCUGUGCUCGCCCUCCUCCCGGCCCACCACAUUGCGAUCGACAAGACGGUUGAGAUCACAGACGUGGCGUCGGUGGUCGACGCCAUCCGCGCCGACGUCGCGAUGGACCUGGACGACGCGACGCUGGUCCAGCCCAAGGCGUUUGCUCGUCCGGCGGCGCCUGGCCGCGGCCGCGGUCGCCGAAAGUAAUCAAGUCGCGUGAACCGUGCUUGUACAUUUAAUCAAUCGCACGCGUAUAUACAGGUGGUGGUUUGUUUAUCUACGGCC